AUGGGUGUUAUACACGACAAGGCCAAAGCAGGGGAUUUAGAAGGCAUCCAAGCGCAUGUGAACGAUCCCGAGACUGCAAGUGAACUCGCUGCAGAACGAGAUUUACAGGAAAACACUGUAUUGCAUAUUGCUUGUAAAUACGGACACGAAUCGAUUGUAGAUUGGGCACUCGCACACGGGAAUGUGGAAGUGGAUGCGCUAAAUGUUGCUGGGGAUACGGCGUUGAUAUUGGCGGCUUCGAAGGGGAUGUUGGGGGUUGUUAAAAAGCUUGUAGCGCGGGGUGCAAACGUCAACCACGCAAACGACCACGGCAACACCGCACUCCACUACGCAUGUUUCUGGCGACACAAACAAGUUGCAGUGUACUUGGCUCAAGAAGCAGGUGCACAUGUAGCUGUCAAGAACAAGUAUCAGCGGACACCGCUUUUGAGGACCAGUGAGGAGAUUAAGGAGGUGUUGAAGGCGGAGGCGGCUGUGGCGAGGACGGUGCAGGCUAAUGCUAGGACGUUUGCACAGGCGAAAGAAGAGGCCAAGCAACGGUUUUUGGCGAAAGGCGGAGUAGACUGGGAAAUCACCGCAACAUCCGUACAAAUAGCACCAACCCCCCUCUCCCGAUCCCGCCACUUUCUAACCCGCCGAGGCCGCUGGAACAACUACGACGUCAUCAUCAAAACCCCACAAGACCAAACAAAUAUCACACCCGACGAUCUAAAUACACUUAAAUCCGAACUCGCUACUCUACGAAAACUAUUUCACCCGAAUUUACUUGUUAUUUUGGGGGCUUGUGUUGUUCCGCCUAAUAUUGGGGUGUUGACUGAGGUUGUUCCUUAUGGUGAUGCGUGGACUUUUUUGCAUGAUGCGAGUGUGGAUAUGAGUCCUGAGGUUGCGAUGGGGAUGGCUGUUGGUGUGUGUCGAGGUAUGGCGUUCCUUCAUGAACAAGAUCCACCAAUCCUGCACGGGAAUCUCAAAUCCCAAAACGUCAUGCUUAUGGACGACGGAACAGUCAAACUAACCGACUACGGCCUAACCUCCCCAAUCUACAACCCCCGCGCAACCCAAUCAAACCGCUACCUCUCCAACGCCGAAUGGCUAGCCCCCGAAAUCCUACGCGGGUACGACCCAACCAUAAAUCGAAAAGCUGUUGAUGUAUAUGCUUUUGGAAUCAUGUUGCAUGAGAUUGCUACUAGGGGCUGGCCUUAUGAGGAUAUGAAUUCUAUGCAUAUUGGUAUCAGGGUUUUGUUGGAGAAUGCGAGGCCGGGAAUUCCGGGGUAUGUGCCGGGGAAUUUGGCGCAGUUGAUGACAAUGUGUUGGGCUUUGGAACCUAGUACCAGGCCAACCUUUACAUCUGCACUAGAAAUCCUUUUUUCGACCCAAAUAUGAUUGUCAGUUUGCGAUAUCCUCUUUCUUGCACUUUUGAAUAGUGACAUGCAAGAAUACGCAUAUGGAUAUAUACGUUGCCA
This is a messenger RNA of Spizellomyces punctatus DAOM BR117, 1460 nucleotides long. Its product is annotated as TKL protein kinase. NCBI's taxonomy places the organism in Eukaryota, Fungi, Chytridiomycota, Chytridiomycetes, Spizellomycetales, Spizellomycetaceae. Gene Ontology annotation, biological process: protein phosphorylation; integrin-mediated signaling pathway; cell-matrix adhesion. Gene Ontology annotation, cellular component: focal adhesion; stress fiber. The coding region runs from base 1 to 1380 and encodes 459 amino acids. Gene Ontology annotation, molecular function: protein binding; protein kinase activity; ATP binding. The transcript has 10 exons. The record is from RefSeq and is a predicted model, not a curated record.